UAUAGUUGCACGUGAUCCACCACGUUUCUUUCUCGCUGGGUCAAGAUGCAGAUCUUCGUGAAGACACUGACGGGUAAGACCAUCACCCUGGAGGUGGAGGCAUCAGAUACUAUAGAGAAUGUGAAGACCAAGAUCCAGGACAAGGAAGGUAUUCCUCCUGAUCAGCAGAGACUUAUAUUCGCUGGCAAGCAGUUGGAAGAUGGCCGAACUCUGUCGGACUAUAACAUUCAGAAAGAGUCCACUCUUCAUCUGGUCCUGCGCCUGCGUGGUGGUGUUAUAGAGCCUACGAUGCGUCUACUGGCCCAGAAGUACAACUGUGAUAAGAUGAUAUGCAGAAAGUGUUACGCUCGUCUUCAUCCUCGUGCCAAGAACUGCCGUAAGAAGAAGUGUGGCCAUUCCUCUCAACUCAGGCCAAAGAAGAAGCUUAAAUAAACUGAUGUGUCAAACUCUUCACUACUUACAAUGUAUUCUCUUUGUAAAGAAUGUGAUUUCUUAAGUGACAAUUUUAUACAUCUAUAAGUUAUUUGCUUUGCAUAAAAAUAAGAAUGCACGAUAAUUGUAUAAAAUUAAUUGAUAUUAUUGAAA
This is a messenger RNA of Halichondria panicea, 585 nucleotides long. Its product is annotated as ubiquitin-ribosomal protein eL40 fusion protein. Bases 46 to 432 code for a protein of 128 amino acids. Lineage: Eukaryota; Metazoa; Porifera; Demospongiae; Suberitida; Halichondriidae. Gene Ontology annotation, cellular component: nucleus; cytoplasm; ribosome. Gene Ontology annotation, molecular function: structural constituent of ribosome; ubiquitin protein ligase binding; protein tag activity. The transcript is spliced from 3 exons. The record is from RefSeq and is a predicted model, not a curated record. Gene Ontology annotation, biological process: modification-dependent protein catabolic process; translation; protein ubiquitination.